AUGAAGAGUUGUAAAGAGGUUUUCAUUGAUCAGAAGUUUUUCGAGUUUAGGAAGGAAAAUCAUAGGUGGUGGAAAAUCAUAGAAAGUAGUCACCGUGUUGUGAAAUACAUAGCCUUAGAUAAUGAACCUAUGGGGUGGCUGGGUGCUAUGGUGAGGGAGUGUGCAGUAUCAAAGGGUGUUCAUGAGUUUCUGAGAACUCGUAGAAUAGGAGACACGGUGCUAAUGGUACGGAAGGGACAUAAUUACAAUGGCAAUUUCAUGUCUCUCUUGGAGUUUGGUCGUGAUAAGAGGAGAGGUUUGAUUGUUGUGCCGGAAGGUAGGAAGGGGGAGGGGUGGAGAAAUUUCGGUGAUACAUUAAUGGAACUCCAUGCAUCUUCUGGUUUGUGCAAGAGAACCAGAGCACUUUGUGUUGUUCAAGCAGAUAACUUGAAGAUGAACAGAGGAGAUGGUGGGGGCGUUCCAUCGUACAGUGAGGUGCUUUAG
This is a messenger RNA of Juglans regia (Persian walnut), 483 nucleotides long. Its product is annotated as transcription factor Pur-alpha 1-like. The record is from RefSeq and is a predicted model, not a curated record. Bases 1 to 483 code for a protein of 160 amino acids. The transcript has a single exon. NCBI's taxonomy places the organism in Eukaryota, Viridiplantae, Streptophyta, Magnoliopsida, Fagales, Juglandaceae.